AUGGCUAAAGAAAUCGCUGAAAAAUGUCAGCAGCCAGAAAUUAUUGUGACAUAUGAUUUAGCGAUAGCAAAAAUGGCAAUGCAAAUUCAAGAACAAGAAAAACCGCUAUACAAUAACAUUUCUGUUAACUUGGGAGCUUUCCACACAGAGAUGGCAUUUUUUAGAGCCAUCGGAAAAUAUAUUGACAGUAGUGGAUUAGUGGAAAUAUUGGUGCAAGCAGAAGUAUUAGCCGGCGGCUCCAUGAAUAGCUUCUUGAAUAGCAAACAUUUCAAUCGUUGCAAGCGCUUACAUCCGCUAACCACAGCCGCAUUACAAAUAUUACAUUUCGAACAGUAUUUAUCCACAACUAAUGUAACACUUGAGGCGAUGGAUGAACUGCUGCAAACGCAAAUACAGAAUGCAUCAAAUCAGACUGCGAAUGACGUCAACGAAACAAUCGAGUUACCAGAUUUAUUGAGUCGUAUUGUUAACGGUUAUAAAGAAUUCUGCAAUCAGACUUUGAUCGGAGAAAAAGGGAAAACUGCUCAAUUUUAUUACCAGUACUGUGAGUUUAUUAAUUUAUACCAUCGGUUUUCCAGAAGUAUCCGCACCAGUAACUUUGAACUGUACGUGGACUAG
Molecule: messenger RNA, 618 nt
Organism: Parnassius apollo (apollo)
Lineage: Eukaryota; Metazoa; Arthropoda; Insecta; Lepidoptera; Papilionidae
Source: the annotation of a GenBank genome assembly